AUGGAUGACGGAGGGAUGAGUGAAGGAUCCUUGGCUAAAGGAUCCAAGGUUGAGAAAGAUGAUGACGAAAGCUCUGAUGACGGCACAUGGGAAGUAGGUGCCGAGGAGAGAUUGAGAAAAAACAAUGAAGAUCUUAGAGCAUUGAAUGCCAAGAUUGGAGUUCUUACUAGGGAGUUAAUUGAAAUUUGUCAAACUCCAAUCUUCACUGAAGAAGAUGCAUGUGGUAGUGAUGAAGAAGUUGUUGGCGGAGUUGAUGAAGCACCUGAAGUUGGGGGUGAUGAAGAGCCUGAAGUUGGUCGUGAUCGUGGAUUUGAACAACAAGAUGAUGGUAAUGCAGUUGAUGACCCUCUAGGUGCAUAUACGGAAGUAAGAGGGGAGGAUAAAACUGCAUGUGAAGAUGUGAUAGUUUCAAGAAGUCAUGAUAAAAUUGUUUGUAUUGAAAUCGAUGAUGAUGGUGAUGAAGUCCAACCGGAGGCCGUCCCAUUGGUUAUCCCCCCAUUGCACAGUUUUGCUGGGGAUCCAAGGACCACUGUUGAUGUAGACCAAUUGUACAGAGCAGUCAGUGUCAGAGAGAUCACUGUAUACAGGGUUGUAAGCGAGAUAAUUGGGCAAACCUUGAGCACGACUUCAUUUUACACUUUGGCCCCGAUAAAAUACGUUGAUAACAUGGUGGUGUUAUUUGCUUGUACGAUAUUUAUGUACUUUGAGAAAAGGUUGUGCAGUGUUGUUAAGAGGAUUCAUUUUAGUCCAUUAUACUCGCACCAUAUUCUUACAGAUUAUAGGAAACGUCCACAGAAUCGUCAUAUUUGGACGCUUCAUAACUAUAACAGUUAUCUGCGUAGCGAUCAUUUUGGACUUGGAGACUUUGCCACAGCUGACUUUUUGUUUAUGCCAUUUGUCCACGACGAUCAUUGGUGGUGUUAUUUAGUGAAAUUAAGUUCAUUAGAGAUAUUUGUGAUUGACUCAUUGGGUAAGGGGAUCAGAGACCGAAAAAGGAUAGACACAGCUGUUGCUGAAAAUAUGGCACGAUUUUUUUGCCUCUUGAUGAAUAGACCGGAAGGUAGUAUUGCUCCUUUGACUGUUAAACAAGCAAAUAUCUCAUCCCAACCAAACUUACAUGAUUGUGGAGUCAUAAUGUUGAAAGCAAUGGAAAUUUGGGAUGGAGACGACAAAUACAACGGAAAAAGCAUGCCUCAAUAUACAACCGAGGAGCUGCUUGGGAUUAGAAAGAAAUAUGUAUGUGACUGGAUCCUCGACAACGAGAACAUAAGACAAAUGGAAGCCCUAGAGCUAUAUGGCAUUUUUUAG
This is a messenger RNA of Vigna angularis (adzuki bean), 1308 nucleotides long. RefSeq lists its product as uncharacterized. The record is from RefSeq and is a predicted model, not a curated record. The coding region runs from base 1 to 1308 and encodes 435 amino acids. Lineage: Eukaryota; Viridiplantae; Streptophyta; Magnoliopsida; Fabales; Fabaceae. Gene Ontology annotation, biological process: proteolysis. The transcript is spliced from 8 exons. Gene Ontology annotation, molecular function: cysteine-type peptidase activity.